Molecule: messenger RNA, 2061 nt
Organism: Sesamum indicum (sesame)
Lineage: Eukaryota; Viridiplantae; Streptophyta; Magnoliopsida; Lamiales; Pedaliaceae
Gene: PHT4;5
Product: phosphate transporter 4;5
Biological process (GO): transmembrane transport
Molecular function (GO): transmembrane transporter activity
Source: RefSeq, a predicted model, not a curated record
UCUCCUCACUCUCUGAUCACACACACAAUACAUUAACUACGCUCGCUUCCACCUUAUACUCUUCAACUUCGUUCCUUCCAAAUUCAGAGCUUCUGACAUUUUCUUCAUAUUCCCUUUACUUUGGAGAAGAAGAAAAAAUGGCUCGACUCAUCUCUAAGCCAAGCAGCGAUUUCUUCAAUAUUUCAUAUGGCAAAAGCAUAAGAGCUUCAACCUUCGGAACUUCGGUGGCAAACCAACCCUUGAAUGGGCUACCCUUUAAGCAAAGCUUGAAGUUUAGAGUUUCUUGCAGCAUAAAAGAGACAGAAAGAGAGAAUGCUGCAGAAACACAAAGAAUUCUAAGUGGGCUCGAAGUGAAUGGUCAGUUGAAGGAGAAGGACGGUCUAGGGGAGUUUGGGAGUGUGGGUGGGGAAGUGGGCUUUAACUGGGAUUGGCCGCCAUGGAAGAAUCUUCCUCAAAGAUAUAAGCUCAUUGGGACUACGUCUUUGGCCUUUGUUGUUUGCAAUAUGGAUAAGGUGAAUUUGAGUGUUGCCAUAAUUCCAAUGUCGCAUCAAUUUGGGUGGAAUGCUUCUGUGGCUGGAUUGGUGCAGUCAUCUUUCUUCUGGGGUUAUGCACUUAGUCAGUUGCCUGGUGGUUGGCUCGCAAAAGUUUUUGGUGGGAGAAAAGUUCUCGAAAUUGGAGUCCUGGUCUGGUCGCUGGCCACAGCUCUGGUUCCCCUUCUUGCUGGGUUUAUGCCAGGACUUAUAUUUUCCAGGAUUUUGGUUGGAAUAGGAGAAGGUGUUUCACCAUCUGCUGCCACUGAUAUGAUUGCUAGGUCAAUACCAAUUGAAGAGCGUUCACGUGCAGUAGCAUUUGUUUUCGGUGGUUUGAGUGUUGGAAGUGUCUUGGGGCUUCUUUCGGCGCCUCCACUAAUCCAGAAUUAUGGCUGGGGAUCUGUAUUUUACAUUUUUGGCUCCCUGGGUAUAGCCUGGUUUUCAGUAUUUCAGUUCGUUAGAGAAGAUGAGCCUCCAUUUAGAGCUCCUUACUUGUCAUGGCCUCAAUCUAACCCUAUGAGCAAGCCAUGGGGUUCCUCUUUGAAAGAGUUGAGUAGCUCACUAGGGGAUGUACCUUGGAAGGAAUUUUUCAAAUCUAAAGCUGUAUGGGCAAUGAUAUAUGCUCACUUUUGUGGAAGUUGGGGUCACUAUACCUGCUUAUCUUGGCUUCCCACAUAUUUCAGUGAGGAGCUGAAUCUUGAUCUGACAGAAGCUGCUUGGGUUUCAGUUCUUCCGCCACUAGCUUCAGUCGUUGUCACCAGCAUUGCAUCCCAAUUGGCUGACAGCUUAAUCUCGAAAGGCGUUGAAACCACAGUGGUACGGAAAAUUUGCCAAACAAUCGCAUUUGUUUCUCCUGCGACUUGCAUGAUUCUUUCCUCUAUCGAUUUAGGACUGAGUCCAUGGGAAGUCGUUGCAAUCCUUACAGGUGGUUUAGCGCUAUCGAGCUUUGCCUUAUCAGGCUUGUACUGUACCCACCAAGACAUGUCGCCCGAAUAUGCAAGUGUCCUUUUGGGCAUAACCAACACAGUCGGAGCAAUACCUGGAAUUGUUGGUGUCGCCCUCACAGGUUACCUUCUCGAUUCGACUCACUCAUGGGCGAUGUCGUUGUUUGCUCCGUCGAUCUUCUUCUACCUCACCGGUACAAUUGUCUGGUUGGCGUUAGCUAGCAGUAAGCAGCAAACAUUCUCCAAGACCGACUAAUAGUAGCAUUGAGCGUCGGAACAACCCCAUCUCAUUUUCGGAUGUAUUACAUAUCCGAACAAUUUUGCGCAGUGUAGGUUGCCCUUUUAUAUUACCUACUACUUAGGUUCUUGUAUCCCUUCUUACCCCUUGUGCAAAAUCAUAGGCUAAUAACAUUUUAUUGCAUCAUUGUUAGUACAACAUAUGAGUGUACAUAUUAUGUACGUACCUUCCUGUAUUAAUGUUUGAUUUGUUUUGUAAGGGAUAUUUAUGGUUAUAAAUUUCAGUGAGUCCUGUAAAUGCAAAUGACUUCAAACUAAAUUACCUGUCUUGGGGUAAUUUUCCCUGUUUU